AUGUGUGGCAAUUCCUCCCGCCCCAGCUCCGGCGGCCGCAUCGCAGUCAUGUUUCCCUCCGCUUCCACCACCAACCACAUGAACCUGAAUAUGAACAUAAACCCUUACACGCUCUUCUUCUACGAGGGCGACCGUACAACCGCCAUCUUCCGCAUCGAGGAUCCAUUGACUCGGGCCGCAUUCCAUGAUUGCGAGAGCAUCGACCUCCGAAUCGAACGCCAUGGCGAUCUUACUUCUGCACUGACUGCGCCGCCUCUCCAUCAAUUCCGGCUCCGGCCGUCUUACUCGCGGAAGCAGGGCAUGACAGCGAUCGAAUCGGAGAUGGCAUUUGAGUUGCCCGAGAAGCUGGAUCUGGGGGUCUCGGAGAAGGGGAUUGUGGGGCGGACGGUGACGGUGGUGGCAGAGGGAAGGAUGAUGUUGCGAAUGGGGAUGGGGAUGGGGAUGGGGGUGGUUGGGUAUGAUUGA
Molecule: messenger RNA, 465 nt
Organism: Aspergillus clavatus NRRL 1
Lineage: Eukaryota; Fungi; Ascomycota; Eurotiomycetes; Eurotiales; Aspergillaceae
Exons: 2
Coding region: 1-465 (154 amino acids)
Source: RefSeq, a predicted model, not a curated record